GCUGGUACAUAUUAGCUACUCCAGACGCUCUCCGAUUAGUGUGUGUUUAGCUGUAGCUUCAGCAUGUUCCACUUCCUUGAAAGAUCCUGGCUGUUAAGAAAAAAAUAAAGUAAAACGGAAUUGAAUUCAGAAAAAAUAAACAGUUAACUCUGGAUUUAGAAAUAAAAAAUAAUAAUUCGAAAUACCUAUGGAAAAUUAUUUACAAUAUCACAAUGAAGGAAGUUGGGAACAGCAAAUCUUUACAGUGACGUCAUAUCAAAGUGUAGAAGUUCCUUCGGCAAAGCAGCGGUGCCAGGCGAAUGCGCGGGAGCGGGAUCGCACGCAAAAUGUGAACCUGGCCUUCAACACGCUGCGACUGCUGAUCCCCACGGAGCCUCCCGACAGAAAGCUUAGCAAGAUCGAGAUACUGCGCCUGGCUGGCAGCUACAUCACGCACCUUGGGAACCAACUUUAUACCGGUGAAAUGUCACAACCGUGUCUUCAGAAUUAUGAAAUGGAAAAUAACAGCAGAUCUUUAUGUACUUUCUGUUGGUCGGCGGUGAAAAAAGAUAAAUCUACGGCGCCCGCUUGCAAUUACUACAAAUCUUUGUAUUAGAACGUGAUUAUAGAUCCUAUUGUGACCCCAAUAAUGUGAAUGUUUAGUACACACUUACUCUAUGUAACUAGUCUGAAAUUAUCAAAUAAUAUUCACUUGUAAUUAAUGUUGAAGUACUUACAUGCUUAGGUUAUAUUUAUUUGAUGUAGAUUUUGACAAUGAUAUUUUGUAAUAAAAAAAAUUA
This is a messenger RNA of Plodia interpunctella (Indianmeal moth), 779 nucleotides long. Its product is annotated as transcription factor 15-like. The transcript has 4 exons. Lineage: Eukaryota; Metazoa; Arthropoda; Insecta; Lepidoptera; Pyralidae. Gene Ontology annotation, molecular function: RNA polymerase II transcription regulatory region sequence-specific DNA binding; DNA-binding transcription factor activity, RNA polymerase II-specific; protein dimerization activity. Bases 188 to 595 code for a protein of 135 amino acids. The record is from RefSeq and is a predicted model, not a curated record. Gene Ontology annotation, biological process: developmental process; regulation of transcription by RNA polymerase II.